Molecule: messenger RNA, 1903 nt
Organism: Drosophila hydei
Lineage: Eukaryota; Metazoa; Arthropoda; Insecta; Diptera; Drosophilidae
Product: intrastrand cross-link recognition protein-like
Exons: 3
Coding region: 386-1888 (500 amino acids)
Source: RefSeq, a predicted model, not a curated record
GUCAAAUAAUUAAUAGAAUAAUAAUACAAAUAAAUUUUUAAAAAUCAGCUUACAGUGAAAAUCUUGCCGAUUUAAUUCAGCAUUCCAGCUCAGCGCGCUUAAUAAUUUGGUGAUGGGAAUGCUACAUAUUUAUUGUUGUUGAGUAACGAUUCGUUGAAAUCGAUAAAUAUAGUGAUGAGAAUAGUCCCGCGAGGAAAAAUCCUUCUGUUUGAAAGCAACUGCAGACCGAGUAAGUACGAGAAGUCAAGAGAGAAAAAGUUUGCAAUUUGUGUUUGAAGUUUUCAAGUUAAGAUAUUCCUCUAAAAAACUUGUCAAUAUAUUUGUGCAGCACACUAUAAAGACAACUGAAAUUUCAAGAAGAUUCAAGUCAAAUUUAUUGAUUGUCAUGCAUGCACAGUACCAAAUCCCAUUAUCUUCCACUCCACAACAAGCAAAAGGAGUCAAUCUCUUGCAAUUGCAUGCCCUCCAAUGGCUAUAUGCGCAUGCCCAGAAAAACAUGGCGAAUAUGCAAAAUAUGCCAGCGGCCCAUUGCUGUCAGCAGCCACCGCCUAUUAAUUAUGUUCAGCCAAAUCUGAGCUAUUUGCAGCAGCAGAAUGGCGGCGGUGGCCAGCAACAGCCAUAUUAUAACCAUUUUAGUCAGCAGGGGGGCGACGGCAUCAAACAGCUUUACAAUCAUGCGCAGAGCGCCAGUCAAAAUAAUGUCCCGUAUAACUUUGGGCAAUCGCAGCCGCAGUCCCAGCCACAGCCGCAGCAGCAGCAACAACAGCAGCAUCCGCCGCAACAUUGCAUGGGGUUUGUGCCUUCGCAGCAGCCGUUUGGCGUUAACCAGGGUCAACAUCCAUUUUACCCGUACGGUCAGGGACCAUAUUAUGGCUAUUUGGCCAAUGCGCCAAACAUGGCUUAUAUGCCGUCGGUGCAGCAGCAACCGUUUUGUUCUGGGUCGUCGGGACUUAACUUUAUGCCUCCGGCCUGUGGGCAAGUAAAUCAAUCGGAUCAGCAGGCGAAUUUAAAUUCGAAUUUGAAUUCGAUACCCUCGGGCAGUUGCUCGAUGCCCUCAAAGCAAGCCAAUAGAAAGCAUAUCUUUGUGAACGGGGCACUUUAUAAUGCCGAAUUGGUCGAUCCUCCAAUGGAUAAAUUUCGUGCUGCCGGAGAAUCUGAAGCCUCUUUCAUGCCCAAUAAUCCGUCUGAGGAGGAGGACCCCGAAGAAGAUACCUACAAUCCGAUGGCUGGUAUCUUGCCAUCGAUCUAUGGCAUACGCUUCUAUAAUCCAAACUAUGGGCCAGAGGGUGCCAUUCCGCCACGUUUCUCUAAGAAGAAGAAAUACAAUCGAAAUGCCAAUGUGAACACUUGGCAGCCAUCGAAGUCAUCCGACGUAUUCGGUCAGGGCAUGUCGCGCUAUCAGGACUCGUGCCCACUGUACCCACUGCACCACUUGGCAGCUGCCGCUAGCUAUGGCCACAACGAAAAUGCCAUCGCUGCUGCCCACAACAAUCGAAACCAACCGGAGCCGGAGCAGCAGCUGGCAGAUGCCGCUAGCGCAGCUGCUCAAAACUUUAUGGGCUCCAUGUCGCCGAACUCGAAGGCAAAACGUCGACAAGGACGCAAUCGUCCACGCGGCUACAUCCAAUCGUUCGGCAUAGUUGCGCCCAUCAAGCACAACAAUAACAUGGACAAGAGCAAUGUAGUCGCUGCCAAAAAUGACUUCUCCAUGCUCGACAAAAAGUCACCAAUUAAACAGUGGGACAACUUUGAUCCAACCAAACUCAACGGCAAUCUCGAUUGGCCUUUGCUGAUGGAUGGCAACAAGUCGAGCGGCAACAACAACAGCAAAACCCAAACUAAACGUAACUUAUUUACAAAACAAUCAAAUGAUAAUUACUUCAUUUGAUCUGAGCCUUCAUUA